CAUGCUGGCCUACUGUUUGUUCCGUAUAUACAAGAUCAUGAUAUCUAGCUUCAGACAGUGCACAACGUAUGUGAGAUGUGUAGUAAGUGUAAUGUAAUUUGAAGUGCCCGUUACACUUUGAAUUGCACGGCAAGUUCCUGCUACAUAUUUGUUAUUUAAAGCUGGCUUGUGUAUGCAAUUUGCCGUUAGACCGUCAUGAACGAAUUGUUGUGUCGAUGUAAGGGAAUCGACGCCUGUGUAGCACCUGCAGCAUGGUCUUACCGGCGGGGUCGCCGACGGUGACUGCUGGGCAGCGGAGACAGCUGGCCGGAGACCUGACGGCAUUCCUCUCUCAGUACAAGAAUUUUUCAGUGAGGAUUUGUGGAGCAAAUUGCCCCUCAGCUGGCAGGAUGCCCUGCAUGACCUGUCCGCUCCCCAAAUCGCUGACCUGUUACUGGACAGAACCAUCACUCAGAGGCGGUACCCUUCUGUCUGGCCUCUCUCGCUGUUGGCAUUUCGGACGACGGCACACACGCUGGCCUUUCCCAGAAUGCCCCACGAUCAAACAGCACAGGAUGUAGGUUCCUUGAGGCCGAGGGAGUUUCAGCAGAACCAGAGCCAGAGUUUACUGCUGGGACACAUAUUUCGAAAGCACGUCAAGCCUAAGAAGCAGCAUGAAAUCCGACGGCUCGGAAUGUUGGUGAAAACACUCUGCGAUACAACAGACUGCAGCAGAGUAGUGGACGUGGGAUCUGGACAGGGUCAUCUGAGUCGCUUCAUGUCAUUUGGGCUUGGACUCUCUGUCACUGGCAUCGAAGCAGAUCCCGCCCUGGUUUCCAUGGCUUCAAAGUUUGAUGGACAGCUGAUGAGCACUCUGAAGAAAGAGAGCCAAAAGAAGAAUAACAGGAUAGACUGUACCCUGUCUGCCCCUGGUCCCUCACCCAAUCACAUUACUGGUUGGGUGAACCCCAAGGCCUCAUGGGAAGUAUUCAUCAGACAACUGGAGGUGGCGGAAUAUGAAAAGAAGGAAGUAAUAUUCACUCCAAAACAGCUGAAAUCAGUAUCAAAGCCCAAUCAAGACGUGGACCAUGCGAGCCGUUCUCUAUCUUCAAUUCAGUCUUGCUGUAGCUGCCAAGAAAUGAGAAAUGACGUGUUAUCCAGCGAAAACGGCGAUCUUGGCUGCCGGAGACCAGCUGCGCCCGUGCAAGCCUGUCAGAAAUCCCCAAACCUUGACCUGCCAUCUUCUCCGAAACGGCAAUGUCUGUUUGAGAAAAGUGUGAGUCAGUCGUCCAGCUCUACCAAGCCUUCAUGUGUGGAAGAGGCUUCUGGCUGUUUGGACCCUGCAGAGCGCGGCGUGGGGUCCGGCACUCGCGGGUUCAUCUUGACUGGCCUUCAUUCUUGUGGGGACCUAAGCGUCACCCUCCUUCGGCACUUUGCCAGCUGCCCCCACGUUCUGGCCAUCACCUCGGUGGCCUGCUGCUACAUGAAGCUCACCACCCUGGAAAACCCCUCCCCUCCUGGAAUCCUGGUCCCACCUGGUCUCGCCCACACUGAGGAUAUGUCAUCUUCGGAAUUUGGCUACCCAAUGAGUUCGUACGUGAAGGGGUUGCCUGAACACCAGCUGUCCUAUAAAGCUCGCGAGGGGGCAUGCCAUGCCAUAGAGGAUUAUCUGCAGAGGUUAAGGCAGGAGAACGGGCUGCUCAGGACGCACUGCUACAGAGCGGUUCUGGAGGUGGUGAUCAGGGGGGUGAGACCAGAUCUACGCAGGGCCGGCAUCCAGACCAUCAAAAAGGCCCAUCUCCUUUCCUUCUCAGAUUACGCACGUCUGGGUCUGCCACGAGUCAGCCUGCCACCUGACCUCCCGCUGGAUGACAUCAAGCUGGGUGCUCUACUGCGGCAGGAGGGCCGAGUGGUGGUGUACUUCAGCCUGGGGCUGCUGCUGGCUCCCGUCGUGGAGAGUCUGGUGCUGCUGGACAGGAUGCUGUAUUUACAGGAGAGAGGUCUUCAGAGUCAGCUGGUGCCUCUCUUUGAUCCUGCAUUCUCACCUCGAAACCUGGUGCUGGUGGCAGUGAAACCAGGAACAGGACAGCAAACUGCAGAAGCUGGUAGCGUAGCCUCGGCCCCCGCGGAGACGUGCGCUGCUGUCAGAACCUGAGAGUGUGUGGUAGAACACGACUGUAGCCUUCCUGCUUGGAGAGUCUCCCACGGACCCUGAAACACGUGUGAUCUGACAAGCAUAAUUCAAUGGGUUUUGUUUUUAUUCCCUUGUUUUUUAAAUUUAACUUCAGAAUAUGUAACUAAAUACUACAAAUAUAUAUAUAUUAAAUACAAAUAUUUUUAAAUGAAA
Molecule: messenger RNA, 2326 nt
Organism: Brienomyrus brachyistius
Lineage: Eukaryota; Metazoa; Chordata; Actinopteri; Osteoglossiformes; Mormyridae
Gene: mettl25b
Product: methyltransferase like 25B
Exons: 8
Coding region: 530-2134 (534 amino acids)
Biological process (GO): rRNA modification
Molecular function (GO): rRNA (adenine-N6,N6-)-dimethyltransferase activity
Source: RefSeq, a predicted model, not a curated record